Procambarus clarkii (red swamp crayfish) is the source of this 1510-nucleotide messenger RNA. RefSeq lists its product as uncharacterized. Lineage: Eukaryota; Metazoa; Arthropoda; Malacostraca; Decapoda; Cambaridae. The record is from RefSeq and is a predicted model, not a curated record.
GUGACAGACGUGACACCAGACUGGUGGUACCUGUCUUACAGCUCACCUCACCUCCUUGUGUCUGCUGAAGGUUAACUGUGUCUGCUGGAGGUUGACUGUGUCUGCUCAAGACUGAAGAAGUUCACUCUUUCCCUUCGACUCUGCUAAACGCGUGAUUUGUCCUGCAUUCUUGUCCAGCCUUCACCGUAGACAUGGCUGCAUCUCGUUAUCUCCUGGUGGCAGUCUUCGUUACCACAGCCUCCGCCUGGACCCUUCCCUUCCAACAAUUGUUCGUUAACCAGGGAGUCGAACCCCGUCCAAACACCACGUCUAGUGGAGAGGCCGUCAACCUGACCUCCAGCCAGCCUCCAGCCUCCAACAUCUCCACAGAUUCAUCCCCACGUCUCCGGAGAUCAACGGGAGAGCAAGAGAUGCUGUGCAACACUGUUCUUCAGAAUAUCGCUGUGAUACAGGCCAGGGUGGCUAUGUCUGUCAUAAACAACUUUAAGGAGGAUUAUGUCGGGACGAAGUUCUUCACUUCCUGGGCCGGUAUCGACGCCUUCUUCAACAGGAAUCACGACCAUCGUCACCUGACGGUGUGUGACGGAAGCGGUUGUGAUCAGGUGCUACCGACGCUGCCUCCGUCACCCCACCACCCCCCCACCACGCGCCAGGAGGUCAGGCAAGAGAUGGCAAAGGUCGCAGGGUUCAUCCAGCAGUAUAUCAUUGCUCUCGAGCAGCUUUUUCUGGAUCAAUCUCUCACGGAACCCUCCGCCAACGAGAGAUCCUUCAUGAGGGAGAUGGAUGAGGUGUAUCGCCUGAUGGAGGCGCUGAAUGCGGUCUUCCUUCAGGGUAUUGAACACUGUGGGGUCGUGCCCGACGUCUCCCCCGUCAGCGAGCUCUCCAGGAAGAUCUACAUCUACACGAGUAACACCAGCAAGUACCGAAGAGGCUUCAUGGCUCUACGACAGUGUCUCCUCGGGCUCCAGUACCUGGUGGACGUCUUCGCCAGCAACAGUAGCACCACUACACUACAACACUAAAUGGUCAACAUUUAGUGAUGUAGUGAUUAAUGACAAAUUCUGGUUAAUGAUUUCCCAGUGAUUUCUCACUGGGAAAUUAUAAAUUAUAAAUUUUAUAAAGGAAAGCACUAAGCCAUUACGACUAUAUGGCACUGGGAAGGGGUCAGGAUAAGGAUUUGGGAUGGGACGGGGGCAAGGAAUGGUGCCCAAUCACUUGGACAGUCGGGGAUUGAACGCCGACCUGCAUGACGCGAGACCGUCCAGCCCAAGUGGUUAGGCCCUUCACUGGGAAAGAUUCAUCAGAUUAGUCUGAUAAUUUAUGUCACUAUUUUUUGUGCAAUCAUACUGCCAUUCACACACUACGCUCGGGUGUCGUAGUCUUAUGGGCCCGGGUUCGAUUCCCUGGCGAGGCAGAAACAAAUGGGCAGAGUUUCUUUCACCCUGAUGGACCUGUUCACCGAGCAGUAAAUAGGUUCCUGGGAGACAGCUACUACGGGCUGUUUCCUGGG